This is a messenger RNA of Hyaloperonospora brassicae, 3063 nucleotides long. The record is from the annotation of a GenBank genome assembly. NCBI's taxonomy places the organism in Eukaryota, Oomycota, Peronosporomycetes, Peronosporales, Peronosporaceae.
AUGGAGCGGCAGGUCGACGGCGGGAAGCAGUCCGCGGGGACUCGACGCGAGGCGACAGCGCGUGGGCUGCUGCAGCGCGGGUGGAGUCGAGUCGAGAGUCCGCUGAGUGUGCAGAAGGAUCCAGUAGCAGUCGCAGGGACACCGCGGUCUGUGGCUGCGACAAGUACACAUCGCCUGAUGCUGCCGAGUCCAACGGAAUACCCGCGUCUCUUUGACGUACGGGGCCCGAGCUCUGCGCGUUCAGCAGACGCAAAUGCAUCGAGAAGUCGUAGCAACGAAGUGGGGGUAUCCAUGCCGCAAUCAGCGCGUGGAUACAGCAGCGGCAGCACGCGGUCGUGGAAUACGUCCAAGAGGACCGAGACGACGAGCAGAAGCAGGUGGCUUGAGCACGGAAAAGAUGGAUAUCAGAAGAACGACGAGCGACAUGUGACUCUUCCGAUGCGUCAUCACAAUCUGCACUCGGUGCUUACGAAUCCGAACGCUCAAACUUGGGGCGACACGUUUCUGGACGCUUUUUAUCCAGCGUCAGACAUCGAUGUGACAUUGUCGCCCUAUUCAAAUCUCGACGAUGGACCGAUAUGCGAUUUCCAGCCUUACUUGCGUCAGUUUGGCACAAACGCAGCCAAGUUUGAAAAAAAUCACCGCAAAGCGGUCCAUGAGCAGCUAUCGUCAAGCAACGUGCCGUCGAUCUCUGUUGCAGAUGAGGGUGUGACCCAGUGUCUAGACAUUGUGCCUGACUUGUUCUUCCGGCCAGACUUCGAUCUUUCCGAUCCCGACACAUUCCAAAAAGUGAUGAACAGGCCGAGCUCUACAUCGCUUCAGACUGAGCUGACGACAUACUUGGACCGCGUAGAGCUUACACUUCUCCGCCAGGUGUCGUCUCGCUCCGAUCGAUUCUUUGAGGCAUCCGUAGACCAGGAGGCGACGAAACAGUCGAUUAAAGCUGCCUGCGACCAAGUCGCGACGUUAAGGCGAACAAUGCAUAGGUUGAAGAAUUCUCUCGCCGAUCGAACUCUUGAUAUUGUGAGUCUGCACCGACGCCAGAAACGGAUCAAAGAGCUUCAUGAUAUAGUGGCAAUGGUCGAGGAGGUCAAGGGUGCCGAGUCCGCUAUCGAGGCGUUAGUACAGUGCCAAGAUUACACGAACGCCUUAGACUUGAUCGAAAACUCGCAGGUGAUUCUGAGGAAGCAUUUACAGGGCAUAUGCGGACUUCGCGCGCUAAGUGAGAAGUUCCGUAGCUACCGAGACUUUAUCAGUGCGCAGCUUUCGCAACGUUUUAUCUCAAUUAUUACGGCAUCCACAUGGACCUUCGAUACAUCGGAUGGGAAACGACUGGAAGGUUUUGAUGACGAAAAGGAUACGGUACAAACGACUAUGCGUCUCGUGGAUAUGCUCUUCCACUUGGAUGUUAUAAUCGAUACGGUGAGGACAUAUCAUGAACAGCUAAAUGAAGAAGUUCGGCUCGUCGUGAAAACGGUUGUUACUGAAACGAUAUCAGUGUCAAACAGCAGCAAGGGCAGCAGCAGCUCGACGGAUAUGGGAGCAUCUUCUGGUAGUGAACCAAAGGUGUCAGUUCAACUCCGGGCAUUGACGUCAGACGAAUUUCUUCAGUGUGUUCAGAUGAUUUUCGAGCACUUGCAAAUCGUGAUAAAGCGUGCAGUGAUUGUCCAGGACAUCCUGGUCAAAUCGAUGCAGCAGAAAAGUGACAAAGCGGCGGAAGAGGAGACAAGACUAGAAGCUGCUGCUAGCGACGAAGCGCACAGAAAUAGCACCGAAGCAUCACAGGAGAAUAAAGCAUUUUCAUCCGAGGGGUGGACCGAAAAUCCCAAUGGGGUGCGUAAAAGGCUGGAUAAUCGUAAGAUAACAGCGCGGUGUGCCACAGUGAUUCGAGAGAUCGAUGAAGUCGUGCGCAAGAUAUGCGAGUUUUCUCAGCGCAGUGUAUCAAACCUGUUUGCGGUGAGAAAGGAGGUCCAAGCCGUAUACACUAUGCCUCAGUUGCGCAAUCUGUACGAUACCACGAUGGACUUCGUUGACGGUAUGGAAAAGCUGACAGGCAAGACAGACUACACUCUCCGUGGUGCUCUGUUCUCUCUACUGAAACUGUUUCUGGAAAAGUACCACCAAGUGCAAGUGGCGAAACUGAUGUCAACGUUAGACCACGAGCUGUGGAAAAGCACUGAGAUAUCUGAGACACGCCAUCGAUUACUUGACGAUCUCUCGAGAGGACGGGGUGUUGCCGUCCUGCUUUCUGACGAUCGAGAAGUCGCUGGCGAAAGUGCUCCACCGCGCAAGAUGGUAUCUAUUUGUGGCAAAUCGUUUCGGGUCGUAUGGUCAGUAGUCCUCAUGUUGGAGAUUGUGGUGAGCUAUCUGUCCUGCGCUGCCAAUUUUCCUGUAUUGGCAACCGAUGUGCUUCAGCGGUGUAUCGAGAUCUUCAGAGUAUAUAACUCUCGCACCACACAACUGGUGCUCGGUGCUGGGGCAAUGCAAAUUGCUCGUCUCAAGAGCAUUUCCACCCGGCAUUUGGCUCUGGCGUCACAAUCAUUGGAGUUGUCCAUGACUCUCCUUCCCCACGUCAAGGCUGCUCUUGCGGCACAUUUCACUGAGCGCCAGAAGCUGCUACUCGACGAAUUUGACCGUGUCCUGCGUGACUAUGCUGAGCACAAUGAGAAGAUUUUUAGCAAAUUUACGAGCGUUGUGGAGGAUCAGAUCAUGAAGCGGUUCCUGGAAAAUGUGGCAUCAGAGGUCGACUAUGAUUCUGCUACCCUCGCCAUUCCAACAGCACCCAUGAGAGCCAUUGCACAGAAUACACUGAAGCUUUACGCAGUCUUGCAUCCCAUCCUUUCGUCACCGCAGAUGAAGGAUGUCAUGUCGCGUGUGUUCGACAUGUUCGGACAGAAGCUGCCGGACUGCUAUAAACUGGUGCAGCCUCGAACAGCGGCAGGGAAGAAACGUGUUAUAGAAGACGUUGAGGUGUUUGUGCGGAGUUUUAACAAGGUCGCUGAGCUACCAUUCGACGGCGGCAGCCUCUUGAAACACUUCAGCAAUACUUACUGCGCGUCGUAG